AUGGCAUUAAUUGGCCCCGCCCGCUGUGCAAACAACACCGGCCUCCCGGAGCUUCUCUACCCCAACACCUGCGGCUUACCAAUCUACCAACGCUGGAACACCACACAAGACCCCUACACGACGUUAGGAGAAUGCUGCCACGAAGUAAACGGUAGCAUAGGCUACUUCGGCGAGGAGAGCUGUGCAGCGUAUUGCAAUGCCACGGAGAGUACCCACGGACAGUUAAAGGAUUGCCUUUCGCACUCGCGGGAGAUCAGCCAAUUCGGGUGCUCUGGUGCUGCGGCAACGAAGACGAGUCUGUGGAGUGCUGUGGUGUUAAUGGGAUUAACUUUGAUACGAACGGGCAAAUGGCACUCCAUUGGGUUGAGAAUCGAGACCGUGAAGCAGUUGUCGGCUUCCUGCGGCCGCGAUAUAUCUUCGUGUCUCCGCGGUGAAAUGGUGACUGCCAAGUCGUCAAUGGUCCCGGUCUUCGACGCAACAGGAAGAGAAUAUAAAAACAGAACAGAAGGCGUGGAACAACUGCGCACCGAGAACAAAGAUUUUGCACACGGCGGGAUCAGUCCGGCGGCAGUAACAGUUUACAUGGCUCCUGCAGUCAUUCUUUCUGCGGUUAAAAAUGGGGUUUCAUCGGCCCGUUACUCGGUGGCCUGGAAGCAGUGGGACUACCGCUGCGGCAGGGCAGGGAUAAGUAUUGGACGGAAUUCGACUGUGCCCGAUGAGCACUUCCGCGAGCACUUCCGCAGGCACAAAUAG
Aspergillus tanneri is the source of this 753-nucleotide messenger RNA. RefSeq lists its product as uncharacterized. The transcript has 3 exons. The record is from RefSeq and is a predicted model, not a curated record. NCBI's taxonomy places the organism in Eukaryota, Fungi, Ascomycota, Eurotiomycetes, Eurotiales, Aspergillaceae. The coding region runs from base 1 to 753 and encodes 250 amino acids.